UGCUUUUGUUGCAGAUAUCAAAUCCAACUAACACUAGGGCACAGAAAAUAUAGAAAAACAAGAUGGCGCCACAAGAGCGAACUCCUUGUUGCGAAGAGGAUUCCCAUCAAAACGGAACCAUACAAAAUAACCUAUCAAACAUAGACUUAUCAGGAAGUUUUAUAAACAAAGGUUAUACUCCAGAUGAAUCAGAUAACACAAAGUCGGAAAAUGAGGAGAAAAGAAAGAAAGCUACCGAUUUUGACGAUUUAUUACCUUAUGUAGGCGAAUUUGGAAUUUACCAGAAGAUUUUAUUCUUGAUGAUGAUCCCGUUUGCUUUUUUCGUUUCGUUUGUUUAUUUUUCACAAAUAUUCAUGACAAUCGUACCGGAGCAGCAUUGGUGCUGGGUACCGGAACUGGCGAAUUUGACUGUGGAAGAGAGACGAGGGCUCGCCAUACCACCCAAACCCGAUGGACCAUUCUCCCACGAUCGCUGUCAUAUGUUCUCUGCGGACUGGGCCGCUGCGCUGGCCCAAGGUCGGACCACGCCUGAUGAUGAAUGGCCCAUCAUCCCCUGCACUAGCGGCUGGGAGUACAAUAGGAGUGACGUGCCUUAUGAAACUAUUGCUUCACAGCUCGACUGGGUGUGUGACAAAGACAACCUAGCAGCGACGGCGCAAGCUAUAUUCUUCUGUGGAGCGAUCGUUGGAGGUCUGGUCUUCGGGUGGAUUGCUGAUAAGUACGGCAGGAUACCUGCUUUAGUUGGUACAAAUCUGGUGGGUUUCGCGGCGGGGAUAGCCACGGCAUUUUGUAACACCUUCUGGUCGUUUGCCCUUUGCCGGUUCCUUGUUGGACUCGCGUUUGACAAUUGUUUUACAAUGAUGUAUAUUCUUGUUCUGGAAUACGUCGGCCCAAAAUGGCGAACAUUCGUAGCAAACAUGUCCAUAGCAAUAUUCUUCACACUCGGAGCUAGUUUGUUACCCUGGAUUGCGCUGUGGGCUGACGAUUGGAGGACAUACGCUUUGGGAAUCAGUGCUCCCUUUAUUAUUGCAGCUGCUACACCCUGGUUGGUCCCAGAGAGUGCCAGAUGGCUGCUCUCACAAGGGAAGAUCGACAAGGCUCUUGUAAUCAUGAAGAAAUUCGAAAGAAUCAACAAAUCUAAGAUACCUGACAAAGUCCUGAAUGAAUUUACUGAAGCUACCCAAAAAGCAAUAAAGGAAUCCGAAGCUGACUCCAAGACUUAUUCAGUCUUGGACAUUUUUAGAACUCCUCGUUUGAGAAGGAAUGCCAUUCUACUCAUCAUCAUCUGGAUGGCCAUAUCCCUGGUCUUCGAUGGUCACGUCAGGAACGUCGGUUCCUUGGGUCUGGACAUCUUUUUGACCUUUACGAUAGCAACCGCUACUGAAUUCCCUGCUGAUACCUUUUUGACUCUUGUAUUGGAUAGGUGGGGAAGGAGGUGGUUAGCUUGCGGAUCGAUGGUCAUCAGCGGUAUCUUCAGUCUUCUUGCAACUACUGUUCCAAUUGGUGGACCAUCAGCUACGCUAGCUAUCCUCGGUCGUUUCGCAGUGAACAUAUCAUAUAACAUCGGUCUGCAGUACGCCGCGGAACUGUUGCCUACAGUGGUGAGGGCGCAGGGCGUCGCCCUCAUACACAUCAUGGGAUACGUCGCCUCUAUUGUGGCUCCCUUCGUGGUAUACUUGGCAAAUAUAUCCCAAGAGCUCCCACUCUUAAUCCUGGGCGUGUUGGGAAUAAUUGGGGGAGUGCUAUGCCUGCUGCUUCCGGAGACCAUGGACACGGAGAUGCCACAAACUCUCCUCGAUGGGGAGAACUUUGGCAAGGAUCAGAAGUUUUGGGAUAAUCCUUGCUUCCCUAGAACGGAUAAAGAAGUAAACACAGAAACAUACACCCCAAGUACAUACCAAGAAGACCACUUCAUCAGAUCACUCCCAGCGUCAGGGUCGAGAGCAUCAGUCAGGGCAUCCAUCAGACUAUCAACGAGGUCAAAGAGAGUGCCGAGAAUGCUGGCAGCAUUUUCCAUCAAAUCGUUAUUCAGAUUCUAUGAGGAAGAGCUGCAAAGUUUGGAUCAUCGGCGUAGUGUGCGCAGGAACUCCACGACCUGA
Messenger RNA from Melitaea cinxia (Glanville fritillary), 2099 nucleotides. RefSeq names its product organic cation transporter protein-like. NCBI's taxonomy places the organism in Eukaryota, Metazoa, Arthropoda, Insecta, Lepidoptera, Nymphalidae. The coding region runs from base 63 to 2099 and encodes 678 amino acids. The record is from RefSeq and is a predicted model, not a curated record. Gene Ontology annotation, cellular component: membrane. Gene Ontology annotation, biological process: transmembrane transport. The transcript is spliced from 12 exons. Gene Ontology annotation, molecular function: transmembrane transporter activity.